Anopheles coustani is the source of this 2709-nucleotide messenger RNA. RefSeq names its product zinc finger protein Xfin-like. Gene Ontology annotation, molecular function: DNA-binding transcription factor activity, RNA polymerase II-specific; RNA polymerase II cis-regulatory region sequence-specific DNA binding; zinc ion binding. Gene Ontology annotation, biological process: regulation of transcription by RNA polymerase II. The transcript is spliced from 4 exons. Bases 118 to 2670 code for a protein of 850 amino acids. Gene Ontology annotation, cellular component: nucleus. The record is from RefSeq and is a predicted model, not a curated record. NCBI's taxonomy places the organism in Eukaryota, Metazoa, Arthropoda, Insecta, Diptera, Culicidae.
ACAGCUAGCUGUGUUGAUUGUUUAGUUCGAUGUUGUUUUGUCUCAGUGAAGCACUCUAUUGUGAAUGUGCUUCUAAUUCAUAUUCGCACAUUCGGAUUUGGCCGGGAAAAGGACGCGAUGGAUAUCUGUCGCGUGUGCAUGGAAGAGGUGGAGGACUAUUGCUCGCUGUUUGAAACCAUCGAGCUGAUGAAAUUCAAACAUACGGCUGCAAGUUUGAUCACGGAAUGUUUCGGCAUUACGGUCACCCAAGAUGAUGGCCUACCGGAGUUUGUCUGCAAUCCCUGCCUACAAGCGAUAGCUCAGGCGUAUGUGAUACGAGAUAAAUGUAUAACAUCGGAUAGGAAAAUGAGGAAAAUUCUGUUUCCUACUUCACGAAAACUACAGCCCAUCAUCGAAGAUACUACAGCAACGAAAAAGCAGGUAGAAAACGCUGACAUGAUCCCAGCAAACGCAUCGGAGAUCGCAAUACAGACAGAGCCGGACUAUUCGGAGUAUCAUGAAAAUGAAAUCAAAACUGAAUUGGAUCAUUUCGACGAUGAGUUGGAUGUUAUCGAUGCAUCUUCGAUGAUUGUGUAUGAAGGAAAUCUUACGGAAUCAGAACCAUACGAGCCCCCUGAGGAAGAGCUUACCGGAGAAGAAAAAAAAGACUUACAGGAGGCGAAAGCAUCGUCCUACAGUGAUGAAUUUUUCGAGGACGGGGAUACUGAACCGGCUGAGUGCGACCCAGCACCGGUGGAUAAUGAAACAGUGAAGAUGGAGGUAGAAAUUGUUGAACAACCGCCGAAGCACCUGGAAAGCCUCGUGGACAGUGACGGUGAGCCGAUUUGCAGCUUUACGAAGCGUGAACCGCAAAAGAAUGUUUGUGACAUAUGCAAACAAGAGUUUUCAAGCAAGGACAACCUCAAGUCGCACCUAAUGCUACAUAGCAAUGAGCGCCCGUUCGGCUGCGAGAUAUGCGGGAGAAGAUUUUCCAAAAAGGGCAACUACAAGGUACAUUUAAUGCGUCAUUCCAACAACCGCUCCUUUCCGUGCACACAGUGCGACAUGUUGUUUGUGUGCCACAUAAAUUUGAAAAAUCACAUGCGCACACAUACGGGCGAGCGCCCGUACCCGUGCAAAUAUUGCAAGAAAACAUUUAUGUACCUUUCCGAGAUAAAGCGCCACGAAUAUCAACACACCGGCGACUAUCCGUUUGUAUGUACUUUCUGUUCCAGAAAAUUUAGCCGUUUUGGCUUGCUGAAACAUCACCAGGAAGCUAAGUGUGCAUUACGGACCGGGGUUCAAAAAGCUAAAAAAAAUGACGAUCGACAUAAGGACAUUAAUGUUACCUACAAUCUACGGCACACAGCUAGCUGUGUUGAUUGUUUAGUUCGAUGUUGUUUUGUCUCAGUGAAGCACUCUAUUGUGAAUGUGCUUCUAAUUCAUAUUCGCACAUUCGGAUUUGGCCGGGAAAAGGACGCGAUGGAUAUCUGUCGCGUGUGCAUGGAAGAGGUGGAGGACUAUUGCUCGCUGUUUGAAACCAUCGAGCUGAUGAAAUUCAAACAUACGGCUGCAAGUUUGAUCACGGAAUGUUUCGGCAUUACGGUCACCCAAGAUGAUGGCCUACCGGAGUUUGUCUGCAAUCCCUGCCUACAAGCGAUAGCUCAGGCGUACGUGAUACGAGAUAAAUGUAUAACAUCGGAUAGGAAAAUGAGGAAAAUUCUGUUUCCUACUUCACGAAAACUACAGCCCAUCAUCGAAGAUACUACAGUAACGAAAAAGCAGGUAGAAAACGCUGACAUGAUCCCAGCAAACGCAUCGGAGAUCGCAAUACAGACAGAGCCGGACUAUUCGGAGUAUCAUGAAAAUGAAAUCAAAACUGAAUUGGAUCAUUUCGACGAUGAGUUGGAUGUUAUCGAUGCAUCUUCGAUGAUUGUGUAUGAAGGAAAUCUCACGGAAUCAGAACCAUACGAGCCUCCUGAGGAAGAGCUUACCGGAGAAGAAAAAAAAGACUUACAGGAGGCGAAAGCAUCGUCCUACAGUGAUGAAUUUUUCGAGGACGGGGAUACUGAACCGGCUGAGUGCGACCCAGCACCGGUGGAUAAUGAAACAGUGAAGAUGGAGGUAGAAAUUGUUGAACAACCGCCGAAGCACCUGGAAAGCCUCGUGGACAGUGACGGUGAGCCGAUUUGCAGCUUUACGAAGCGUGAACCGCAAAAGAAUGUUUGUGACAUAUGCAAACAAGAGUUUUCAAGCAAGGGCAACCUCAAGUCGCACCUAAUGCUACAUAGCAAUGAGCGCCCGUUCGGCUGCGAGAUAUGCGGGAGAAGAUUUUCCAAAAAGGGCAACUACAAGGUACAUUUAAUGCGUCAUUCCAACAACCGCUCCUUUCCGUGCACACAGUGCGACAUGUUGUUUGUGUGCCACAUAAAUUUGAAAAAUCACAUGCGCACACAUACGGGCGAGCGCCCGUACGCGUGCAAAUAUUGCAAGAAAACAUUUAUGUACCUUUCCGAUAUAAAGCGUCACGAAUAUCAACACACAGGCGACUAUCCGUUUGUAUGUACUUUCUGUUCCAGAAAAUUUAGCCGUUUUGGCUUGCUGAAACAUCACCAAGAAGCUAAGUGUGCAUUACGGACCGGGGUUCAAAAAGCUAAAAAAAAUGACGAUCGACAUAAGGACAUUAAUUGAGGGUAUUAUGAUCCAGUUCCGCGUUAUUGCUCGAAAGUU